AUGGAGUGUGCAAUCUGCUCCCGGACCUUUGCCCGGCMGGAGCAUUUGCGUCGCCACGUGCAAGCGGUCCAUGGAACCGGGAGUGUGUCAUGCGAGUUCUGCGGCAAGCAGUUCAACCGUAAAGAUUCAUGCCAGCGCCAUCGAAUGACCGCCCAUCGGAGAGAACAGGAGGAAGUCUAUGAAUUGCCAGACGCUGGUCCCAGGCGUAGAACGCGCAGAGCGUGCAUAGCAUGUGCCCAAGCCCGGACAAAGUGUAGCGGUGGAGAGCGUUGUGGACGGUGUGAGAAGAGAGCUCUGGUUUGCCUCUAUCCUGGAAGCGAAGGACGACAGCGGAGGCAGGGUUCUCUUCCGACCAUAUCUACAAUUCCAUGUGAGAACGAGGUUGUGACAUCACAGCAUGUGGUACCAGCCGUGGAGGAUCAAUAUCCCGCCAUCAACACUCUUUUCCACGACAAUAUGGAUUACGCGUGGUCAGGUCACAUGAAUUGGCUACCUGUAUUGGACGGAACGGAUCUGCUCGAUGACUUUGCAGAGGCAACACAUUCUCCACGUAAUGCCUGGAAUCUCUCUUCCCAGCCAGCAUCAUAUCUGCGCUCUCCAACUGAGAUUCCGUUGACUCCGUCUUCGAGUCUUACGGCUAGUGCCAGUAGAAAUCGCCGAUCGGUAGAUUUCACAUACACGGAUGGCAAUGGCGCACGUGGUUCGCUCCAACAAGCACCUCCACGAACUCGUACUUGCUCAGCUGACCCUGUCGUCCUGUCCUCAUUCGAUCUAGAGUUUCCUGCUUCUACGCAAUUAACAGACAGCUUUAUCGUGACCGACCCUGGAUCGACCAACGGGCUUAGUGUAGCAAUCUACGACACGCUUGCAAGACAUUUCGACGUGCUAUGUUGCAGUCGGGCAUCGCUCUACGCCAAAAGAUUCACAUCCGCACGAUUCCCGGCUCAUUCAUACUGUUCGGGUUGUCUAGCAAAAUAUCAGGCUUCCUUCCAGGAGAACUUCAGUCUGAUCCAUUGCACCACAUGGGAUGAGCAAAACGUCCACUGGAUCUUGGUACUCGCGGCCAUCACUAUCGGCUCCUCUCAUGACCACAGUCAGCAAGGCCAUCAGAGCUACGUGGCAUUUACGGAGUUCCUACGACGAGCCAUACACAAUGCAUCAGAGAACGGGACCGAUUGCGAUCCGCUACCAUUCGCRCAAGCGUGUAUUCUCCUCGCCGUGGCUCGCUUCAACACACCGCACGAAUCGUCCUGCGAGAUGCCUAUGGCAGAAGCACACGCCGCUUGCGAUAGCUUUGAUCGACGGUAUCGUCCUCUACCUGUAAACGAUAUCGACCCAUCGCAAAUUGAUCUUCGAUGGCGAGCCUGGUUGGAAGAAGAGAGCCGAUGUCGAUUGAUGUGGUACAAAUGGCUCAUGCAGACUUUCCAUGCCCUUUUCCGGCUACAAGACAGCCCGAUAGCCUUGCCGCUUGAAGACUACCCUUUGCCAUCGGACGAUGCGAGAUGGGAGGCCAGGACUGCAAUCGAUUGGGUCAAGCUGACGGACUCAUCCUCGAGUCCAACGACAGCUACACGACCAGCAGGCGUUCGUUCGUUGCUGUUUUCUUUGUAUGCCAAAACAAAACUCCCAGAGCGUGACAGCGGCUUUGGAAAGACACUCCUCAUAUACUGCUUACUAGCACGAACAGAGGAAGUAGCCCGCUCAAUUCGAGAUCCGCUUCACUCUUGGAAACCUGGUCCUCCUACCGGAGCAGAGCAAUACGAAGCGCUCAGCGAAGAAGAUGAGCCGUCUACACAACAUCAAACUCAGCAAUGGCUACCUGCAAACUCCAAUUUUGCCUCGUGGCGUAACAGCGCCUGCGACUGCUUGGAUACUCUUCACUGGGCGGAGAAUGGAGACAUUGCUAUGGAAAAGGGGCUCGAAAAGCCAAAUGUGUUCCACCUUCAUCUCUCUCGAAUUCUACUUCUAUGUCCAUAUCGUGCUCUCAUUAGAGUAGGUCAGAGAUUGAGUUCCAUCGGGACAAUCAGGACCGAAGGUUGCCCUGUGGCAGACUUGGAUACAUUGGUACUCAAAUCGCUCACUCUCGAUGACCACAAAAUCAGGCUCUCUCUUGUCCACGCAGGAGCGAUUUUCUGGCAUUGUAGACGUUAUAGCCACGGGAUGUUUUACGAACCGUUUGGGAUCUUCCUCUCCGCCUUGCUCAUCGUCAUCUACGGCGUUUAUCUUCCGCAGCUUCGAAAUGCACUUUUGAGAAUCAAACUCUCGGUGGAGAAACAACGACAUCUCAAUGAUGGUAUGCAAGAAACGGGAUUUGUGGAGAGUGAGGAAGAUGAACUUAUGCCUGAUACGAUUCUUCUUGAUAGACCUUGUGAUGAUGAGAUUGUUCAGAGAUUCGUACGUAAAGGACAUGAUAUGAAUGUUAAAAUGUCUAGAGCUGGAGAUAUUUGUCUGCCGCAGGGUCAGAGAGUUGUUUUGGAGGAGGCGAUAAAGCUGCUUGAACGCUCGCAGUAUAUGCAUCUUGAUGAUUGUCGAGAGCAUGCUCGCAUGCUGAGACGAUGGAUGCAGAGGAUGUAG
Ramularia collo-cygni is the source of this 2574-nucleotide messenger RNA. RefSeq lists its product as uncharacterized. The record is from RefSeq and is a predicted model, not a curated record. The transcript has a single exon. Gene Ontology annotation, molecular function: zinc ion binding; DNA-binding transcription factor activity, RNA polymerase II-specific. Lineage: Eukaryota; Fungi; Ascomycota; Dothideomycetes; Mycosphaerellales; Mycosphaerellaceae. Gene Ontology annotation, biological process: regulation of DNA-templated transcription. Bases 1 to 2574 code for a protein of 857 amino acids.